AUGUGGAAAUACGGGUGUCUGGUGAUCUUCAGCGCCGUGCUGGUGCAUGCCCAGUUUCCAAGGGAAUGUGUAACUCCGGAAGGCCUUCGGAGCGGGGCGUGCUGUCCCUCUCCACUCGGUCUGACCGGUGACCCGUGCGGAGCUAGUACUGGACGCGGUCAGUGCGUGGCCAUAACUGCGGACACGAACCCUCACGGGCCGCAGUAUCCUCACGACGGUCGAGAUGACCGCGAACGUUGGCCACUCAGAUUCUUCAACCGAACAUGCCAAUGUAACGGAAAUUUCUCGGGUUAUAACUGCGGGCGCUGUAAACACGGGCUUACUGGAGCAAACUGCGACCAACCGGUCCCAGUCGUUCGGAGAAAUGUAAUGUCGCUGAGCCCGGAGGAGAGGCGCGCUUUCGUUAACGCACUUGACCAGGCCAAACGCACCGUGCACCCCGACCUGGUCAUCGCCACCCGCCGUUAUCCGGAGAUUUUUGGCCCGGACGGGAACACCGUGCAGUUCGAAAAUGUCACCAUCUACAACUAUUUCGUGUGGUCGCACUACUACUCCGUCAGCAAAACCUUUCUCGGGCCGGGACAACAGAGCUUUGGAGGGGUCGACUUCUCUCACGAGGGCCCAGGUUUCGUGACAUGGCACAGGCUUCACCUGCUGCAGUUGGAGCGAGACAUGCAGGACAUGUUGCAGGACCCAAGCUUCGCACUGCCGUACUGGAACUUUGCCAUCGGUGGGAAUACAUGUGACAUUUGCACAGACGACCUGAUGGGAGCACGGAGCAGUUUCGACAUGAAUGGCAUCAGCUCUAAUUCUGUGUUCUCCCAGUGGAGAGUCAUCUGUGAGAGCGUUGAUGACUACGACACACUGGGCACCAUCUGCAACAGUUCAGAGAGCAGUCCUAUCCGCAGGAAUCCGGCGGGGAACGCAGCGAGGCCCAUGGUGCAGCGUCUGCCUGAGCCUGAGGAUGUGGCUGCCUGUCUGGAGCUCAACGUGUUUGACACGCCUCCCUUCUACUCCACCUCCUCCGAGAGCUUUCGCAACACCAUCGAGGGUUACAGCACCCCCCAGGGGAGCUACGACCCUGUUGUGAGGAGCUUGCAUAACCUCGCUCACCUGUUUCUGAAUGGGACAGGGGGACAGACCCACCUCUCCCCAAAUGACCCCAUAUUUGUCCUGCUACACACCUUCACUGACGCCAUCUUUGAUGAGUGGCUUAGACGCCACAGCCCAGAUUCGGCGGUUUACCCUCUGGAGAAUGCUCCCAUUGGCCACAACAGGCAGUUUAACAUGGUUCCCUUCUGGCCUCCUGUGACCAAUGCCCAGAUGUUUGUGACUGCGCCAGAAAACCUGGGGUACACGUACGAGGUGGAGUGGCCAGCUCGUUCGUUCACUCUGACGGAGAUUAUCACCAUGGCGGUCGUGGCAGGACUCAUCGUUGUGGCUGUGCUGUUCGCUGCCACCACAUGUGCGGUUCGCUCGCGCUCUAACAGACUGGAGGCCAGGCAGCCGUUGCUGGGCGACCAGUAUCAGCGCUAUGACGACCAUGACAAGCACUCUGACAAGACUCAGUCUGUUGUUUAA
Chanos chanos (milkfish) is the source of this 1581-nucleotide messenger RNA. RefSeq names its product 5,6-dihydroxyindole-2-carboxylic acid oxidase-like. Gene Ontology annotation, biological process: melanosome organization; melanocyte differentiation. The coding region runs from base 1 to 1581 and encodes 526 amino acids. Gene Ontology annotation, cellular component: melanosome. The record is from RefSeq and is a predicted model, not a curated record. Gene Ontology annotation, molecular function: oxidoreductase activity. The transcript has 7 exons. Lineage: Eukaryota; Metazoa; Chordata; Actinopteri; Gonorynchiformes; Chanidae.